Molecule: messenger RNA, 894 nt
Organism: Aspergillus affinis
Lineage: Eukaryota; Fungi; Ascomycota; Eurotiomycetes; Eurotiales; Aspergillaceae
Product: putative polyadenylation factor subunit CstF64
Exons: 2
Coding region: 1-894 (297 amino acids)
Biological process (GO): mRNA 3'-end processing
Cellular component (GO): mRNA cleavage and polyadenylation specificity factor complex
Molecular function (GO): mRNA binding
Source: RefSeq, a predicted model, not a curated record
AUGGCGCCUGAAAGAGCUGGCAAAAGUGUUUUCCUGGGGAAUAUCCCCUAUAAUCUCAGCGAGGAACAGGUCAAAGACAUCCUCAGCACCGCCGGCACAGUCACCAAAUUCCGCCUGAUGAUGAACCCGGAGACAGGAAAACCAAAGGGAUAUGGCUUUGCAGACUUCGCCGACGCCGACGCGGCCGCCUCUGCAGUUCGAAACUUGAACGAUUACGAGAUUAUGGGCCGAAAGAUUCGUGUGGAUUGGCCCCAUAACAAUGAAAAAGACUCGAUCCCUCCGGAUUAUUCGCAGACAGGCCAAAUGCCCGGACAAGCAGAUAGACAACUAGGAGGUCAACAGCAGUCGGCCCCGUUGCCUCCACUGCCCCCCGGUGUGGAAUUGCCCCCGCAUCUCGAUUGUCCCAACGCGAUCUCUCAAACCCUAUCCUCUCUUCCUCCCAAUCAGCUCCUAGAGGUGCUUUCUCAGAUGAAGCAGCUGGCCACCGUUGAGCCUGCGCGAGCCGCCGAACUCUUGCGAACGGCCCCCCAAUUAGCAUACGCCAUUUUCCAAGCCUUGCUUCUGAUGAAUCUAGUGGACUACAACACCCUCGGCUCGGUUGUGGAGCAAGCCGCGCAGCCUGCUGCUGCCGCUCCUCCUCCUGUUGCUACUACGCAGGCCUUCCAGCCUUUCUCUGCGGUACCUGGCCAAAUCUCCACGCCUCCGAUGGCCAAUACACCUUUCAACCCCCAGCCGGUACCGCAACCUGCGCCGCAACCACAGGUUCCUGGCCAGGACGAGCUGCUACAGCAAGUGCUCUCCAUGCCCCAGUCGACCAUCGAUGAACUUCCCCCAAUGGAACGGACUCAGAUUAUGCUGCUGCGACAGCAGCUCAUGCAAGGCGGAAUGCGAUAA